Messenger RNA from Cokeromyces recurvatus, 1297 nucleotides. RefSeq lists its product as uncharacterized. Lineage: Eukaryota; Fungi; Mucoromycota; Mucoromycetes; Mucorales; Mucoraceae. The transcript has 3 exons. Bases 313 to 1143 code for a protein of 276 amino acids. The record is from RefSeq and is a predicted model, not a curated record.
UGCAAUUUCUGAACAACAGAGAACACGUCUGUCUGGAUUUAAAAAUGAUGGCAACCAAAAAGCACAGCUUCAGUAUAUGGCAGCAAAACUUCUACUCAAAGACACACCACUUAAUACUGAAGAAGAGUAUUUACUGGAGUUUUCGAUCUCUUGCAUAGUAAACUAUAUUCACCCUUCUCUUACAAAAUUUUAUGAAAGCACAUUUUUGUAUUCUGAUAGUACUGCCUACGAACUUCAAGGUGGCUUAACUAUUGAAGAAGAAACUCUAUUUAAUGAAAUUGUUGCCAAAACAGAUAUUGAUGAAGCUAUUUCAUGUAUCCAAAAAAUGAAGUACAGGUUGACCAAGAAAAAAAAAGAAGUUGUAGAAAGUAUAUCAUGUUGUCUCUGAUGGAAAAAGUGUUGGAGGAUAUGGAACUGUGGGAUAACGAAGAAAAAGAACAAGAAAUCACUUUCUAUCGAAGAACAGCAAGUUUGUUGGACGUAUUGUUUAAGAAUACUGAUGUAAUGCUAACAGAUGGAGAGACAGCCAGCUACUCAUCAAAAACUGCUUUGGAAAUGAACAAAUGUAUCUUCGGUAAUGCUGAUAGCCCCAUCACUACCACCUACCCACGCAAAAUUGACCUUCUUCUUAAGUAUGACCGUGAUGAAAGGGUUGAACUAUCUUCUAAUGAAUGGAAAAGAGCUUGUAUUUCUCCUAGCAUUGCUCUUUCUCAACAAAUAAAUAACUUGAAGGUUAAUGCUACCAUAAUCAACAAAAAUCAGUCUGUAUAUUCUUCUACUUUUAACCAGUCUCUCGCGAUUGAUUUUGUUGGGCUUACGGGCUACGGCUAUAUACUUGAAAAGCUGAAUGAUGUGUUUUUUGCAAAAACGAUUUGUUUGCUUAUUUUACCAAAAGACUUUGACACUUUCUCGGCGUUCAAGAAUACUCUCAAUUUCUUCUUUACAUUGAAGGAAUUUUAUUGUCAAAAAACUAUUGAGCUAAAAGAGAUUGUUAGUACAAGACGAGCCUUGUCUCGAAUAAGUUCAAUCGUCAAUGUUUCAUGUGAAGAAGACGCCAGCGCCAAGACCAACCUUAUUUUUUUUAAGCAAAGCAGAAAAAGAAAAAGGCCUGAUUCAAAAGACGAAGAUGAAGAAGCAGCAUAAAUAUGAAAACCUAUAUCAAAUAUAACUUAACAAUAUAUCAUAUAAAGUAUAGUCACCAAUUAGCAAUAAAAAAGCAAUGUAUUUCAAGAAGCCAUUAGUUAUGAGAUGUUAUUAAGUGAAUUUUGAAAAAUGUUUAUGAGUUUAGAGUCAAUAA